AUUAGUCUGUUGGGGACGGUGGACUUUGAUAGAUCGCGAACAUAAGUUAAAGCUUACUGAAAUGUUGAUUGCAUUGCUUGUAAAUGCAGUACUACUGGUAGCAGUGUGGGCGCUACUUCGACACAUUGACAGAAGAUACUAUAUUCUUUCCCUGGCUAAGCGCAUUAAGACCGUGGAUGGCAGUCCUUUAAGUGGCAAGGUAGUUAUAUUACCGGGUAAAACAAGAUUUGGUAAUAAUUUUGAUGUACUGAAGAUGACGCCGGCAAUGUUAUUUCGUUUUGUCCGUGAUGCUUAUACUAAAGCCAACGGACGGAGCUAUCUUUGGUAUUUUCUAUUUGCCCCGAUGUACAAUGUAGUAUGCGCUGAGGAUGCCGAAGAAAUCUUUCAAAGUACAAAGUUGAUAACAAAAAAUAUUGUGUACGAAUUGCUAAGACCCUUUAUGGGAGAUGGUUUGCUUAUUAGUACAGAUCGGAAGUGGCACAUAAGACGAAAGAUGUUGACACCUGCUUUUCAUUUUAAUAUCCUACAGGAGUUCUUAGAUAUUUUCAAGGAAGAAUGCAAUAAACUUGUCGAAACUCUAUAUCGAAAUAUGGAUAACGAAGUGGAUCUUAGUAAGCUUAUUCCGCAGUUUACAUUAAAUAAUGUUUGCGAAACUGCUCUCGGUGUAAAGCUUGAUGAUAUGAUAGAAGGCGCACAAUAUCGUGAGGCAAUACAUGCCCUUGAGACUGUCAUGGUAGAACGAACUUGCAAUCCCUUAAUGUACCUUUUGCCAAUAUUUUAUCUCUGUGGUAGUUAUAAAAAGCACACAACAAAUCUCAAGUUGGCACACGACUUCGCUAGCCGAAUUAUCAAGCGUAAACGAAGUCAAAACAAGCAACAGAUUGCAUUCAAAAGUGACAUUGGCAAAAAGCAACGAUAUGCAAUGCUAGAUACCCUAUUGGAAGCAGAAAAUGAGGGCUUAAUUGACCAUCAAGGCAUUUGUGAUGAAGUAAACACAUUCAUGUUUGAAGGAUAUGACACAACUUCCACCUGUCUCAUCUUUACAUUGCUUAUGUUAGCUCUUCAUGAAGAUGUUCAAAAUCGUUGUGUUGAGGAGCUGCAGCAUUUAUCUAGAGAUCAUAAUGAACUGCUUGUUUUCAAUUUCAAUGAGCUCGAUUAUCUCGAAUGCGUUAUUAAGGAAUCAUUACGCCUUUUUCCACCAGUUCCUUUUUUAGGGCGCGUGUGUACUGAAGACACAGUUAUUAACGGUUUAAUUAUGCCAAAGGGGACUCAAAUCAAUAUACACGUGUUUGAUAUAAUGAGAGAUCCCCGCCAUUUUCCAAACCCCUUUAAAUUUCAGCCAGAACGUUUCUUGCAAGAAAAUUCGUUGAGUCUUCAUCCAUUUUCCUUUGUUCCUUUUAGUGCUGGGCAACGUAAUUGCAUUGGUCAAAAAUUUGCUAUUUUAGAGAUUAAAGUUCUACUAGUCUCUAUAUUGCGAAACUUCAAACUCUUUCCUGUGACCCAGCUAGAGGACAUAAUUUUGGAAUAUGGUAUUGUUUUACGUUCGCAACAAAACGUAAGAAUCAAAUUGAAAAAACGUGGAGAAUAAUAUAAAAAAUAAAAUUUGGCUUU
Molecule: messenger RNA, 1611 nt
Organism: Drosophila navojoa
Lineage: Eukaryota; Metazoa; Arthropoda; Insecta; Diptera; Drosophilidae
Product: putative cytochrome P450 4ac1
Molecular function (GO): monooxygenase activity; iron ion binding; oxidoreductase activity, acting on paired donors, with incorporation or reduction of molecular oxygen
Source: RefSeq, a predicted model, not a curated record